AUGGACACAGUUCAAGCAAUUAUUCAACAACAAAUCGAAGCGGGAACGUUUCUGCAAUCGGUUCAACAAGGACAACAAGUUCAACAGGAACAGACAAAUUACGGAGAAGAGGAUGAGUACGAAGACGAGGAAGGCACUUAUAAAGGAAAACGGAGCAACACUCUUCCGAUUUGGGGAAAUCAAGUGACAAUGAAUCUGAACACAUUGGUUCUGGAGAAUAUUCGAGAAAGCUACUACUACAAAAACAAUCUGGUGGAGAUAGACUCUUUUCAGACAUUGGUUGAACAGAUAUUCUAUCAGGUAAAACACCUUGAACCAUGGGAGAAAGGAACUCGACGUCUUCAAGGAAUGACUGGAAUGUGUGGAGGAGUACGUGGAGUUGGAGCUGGUGGAGUCGUCUCAUCUGCUUACUGUCUUCUCUAUCGUCUUUUCAACUUGAGAAUCUCUCGAAAGCAAUUGAUUAGUAUGCUCAAUAGUCGACAAUCGGUUUAUAUCAGAGGAAUCGGUUUCAUGUACAUCCGUUAUACUCAACCCCCAGCCGAUCUUUGGUAUUGGCUAGAGCCAUAUCUUGAUGAUGACUCUGAGAUUGAUCCAAGAUCCGGUGGAGGUGAUUUGAUGACUUUCGGACAAAUGGUACGGACAAUGAUCAAUAAAUUGGAUUGGUAUGGAACACUAUUCCCGAGAAUUCCAGUCCCAAUUCAAAAAGAAAUUGAUGAGAGAUUCGCAGAAAGAAAGAAAAAACAAUUGAGAGAAGAGGAUGAAUGGCAAGGCGAAUCGAGUGAGAAGCCAGCUGAAGAUGGCGAAGGAAUUGGGAAGGUUCUGCCAAAAGUAUCGAAGUGCAAGCAUCAUUUAAGACAUCACCAUUGUCGGAAACAUCGAAAAAAUUGUCCAGCUAAAGCUAAACGACUUCACGCAGAAAAAGAGAAAAACAAGAAGGAGAGAAUGGAUGACAAAUAA
This is a messenger RNA of Caenorhabditis remanei, 957 nucleotides long. RefSeq lists its product as uncharacterized. The record is from RefSeq and is a predicted model, not a curated record. The transcript has 5 exons. Gene Ontology annotation, cellular component: precatalytic spliceosome. Lineage: Eukaryota; Metazoa; Nematoda; Chromadorea; Rhabditida; Rhabditidae. Bases 1 to 957 code for a protein of 318 amino acids.